AUUGCGACGGACGUCGUGUCGUCGCGGGCUCCUGAAACGCAGUUUCCGCGAAUCGCUGCUCGGCGAAAAAAGUGCGUACAACGGAGCGUGCCGCUCCGAUCGCUCGAGAUGUUAGUCAGGCGAUGCGCCAUCGGUCCGGGAGUCGUCGCGUUGGUCCGAUGAGAGAACAAGACUGAAAAGAGCAGCAUCCGCAGAUGCAGCCAAUAUGGAUUCCCACGUCGGUCUCGACUACAUCGUGGACAAUCCCGAUUAUUGCGUCAAGCUCGCCUCAGCGUUGGAAACGGCGUGCCCAUCCGUGAAAAAGCAAGUAGUGGAGUUGCUAUCGGCGCUGUGCGUCUACAGCCAAGGCGGCAGGCAAAGAGCCAUCGAUACUCUUCACACGUACCAGGAGCGAAAGGGCGAGCGUUAUCGAUUACGAGUCGUAGUCGACGAGCUACAGAAAGCGACGGCCGAGGAUUACCAGACGGCACUGCUGGCGUUUAUAAAUUGUUUGGUCAUCUCGACGCCGGUGCUCAAGGACCGCAUACGUAUUCGCAACGAGUUCAUCGGCCUCAAACUCCUGCCGAUCCUGAACGAGCUGCGGAAAAGUCAUGCGCCAGAUGUGAGGGUACAACUGGACGCUUUCGACGAUCAGAGGGAGACCGACGAGGAGCUCACGAAUCACGGACCGCCCGGGAUCGAUCUCUCCUCUCAUGUGGACGUCUUUUACGCUAUUCUUGGCCAAGUCGCAGACACUCCGCAGGAGAUACCCUUUCUGAGUGUCUUACAGCAUCUGCUGCGGCUGGACCCGAAAGACGCCGCUAGCGAUCUGGCAUGGGACACUGCGGAGACCCUGGUGCAUCGAGCCACGUUACUGGAGAGUCGCGAGGAUGUUACCAAGUUGUUGAGGUCGCCUAGUCUUCAAACAAAUCUAUGCUGUCACUGUCGCGGUGCCGAUCAGACGUGCGGAACGUCGCGAAAAGCAUCGCUGCCAGCGAGCAACGGUUCGACGGCGCCCUUACCACCGCCGCCGCCACCGCCGGUUCCGGUGGCGCCGAGUCUACCAACCCCGUCGAAUGGUAGCGGUUUCGUUCUGCCACCGCCGCCUCCGCUACCGCUUUCCGCCAACGUCGCCACGUCUGAUGCACCGAUGGAGCCGCCGCCAAUGCCACCGCCCCUACGCGUGCCCUCCGUCGCACGCGCACCUACCCCCGAACCGCCCAGUAAUCACGCUAGACUGCUGCCGCAACAAGAAAUUCCCACUCCUAGAACGAAGAUGAAGACCAUCAACUGGAACAAGAUACCUAAUCAUAAGGUGAUUGGCAAACGGAACAUCUGGUCCCUCGUCGCGAACGAACAUCAGAAUUCGCCGAUGGCGGAUCUAGACUGGGCCGAGAUGGAGGGCUUGUUCUGCCAACAAGCGCCGCCGAUGGUACCACCGGCGACCUACUCGACCUCGUGUGGUACCGGCGUCGAUGCCGAACGACGUCGUCGAGAACCGACGGAGAUCGCGUUACUCGACGGAAAGAGAAGCUUGAACGUUAAUAUUUUCCUGAAACAAUUUCGAAGUUCGAACGAGGAUAUAAUCCAAUUGAUCAAGGAGGGCGGUCACGACGAUAUCGGCGCGGAGAAGCUACGUGGUCUGCUAAAAAUAUUGCCGGAAGUGGACGAGCUCGAGAUGCUCAAAAACUUUGACGGCGACAAGACGAAGCUUGGUAACGCUGAGAAGUUCUUUCUGCAGCUUAUCCAAGUGCCAAAUUAUAAGUUACGCAUCGAGUGCAUGCUACUGAAGGAAGAAUUUGCGGCGAAUAUGAGCUACUUGGAGCCAAGCAUUAAUUCGAUGAUUCUUGCCGGGGAGGACCUCAUGACGAACAAGCCUCUGCAGGAGGUGCUGUACAUGGUCCUUGUCGCCGGUAACUUUCUCAAUUCGGGCGGUUAUGCUGGCAAUGCAGCGGGCGUGAAGCUCUCCUCGUUGCAGAAGCUAACGGAAAUUCGUGCGAACAAGCCAGGGAUGAAUCUGAUACACUACGUAGCAUUGCAAGCCGAGAGGAAACGGAAGGAUUUACUAAGCUUUGCGAAAGAUAUGAAUGCCCUAGAAGCAGCAACAAAGACAACGAUCGAGCAAUUAACCAACGAAUUUAAUAGCUUGGACACGAAGAUCAAAAAGAUUAAGAAUCAAAUCCAACUUUCUUCGACCGAAAGCGAUAUACAGCAACAGAUGGCACAGUUUCUUCAAAUGGCUGAACAAGAAAUGGCGCAGUUGAAGAGGGAUAUGGAAGAGCUUGAGGGAGUGAGACGAUCGCUCGCGGAAUUCUUCUGCGAGGAUACGAAUACGUUCAAAAUCGAAGAGUGCUUUAGGAUAUUUCAUCAGUUCUGCCAGAAAUUCAAUCAAGCGGUAGCGGAGAACGAGAGACGACGCAUCCAAGAAGAACAGAUUUUGGCGCGACGCAAGCAGCGCGAGGAGCAACUGCUGGCGAGAAAACGACUACUGAGCAAUCAAGCGGAGACCCCGGGCUCGGAAUCCGAAUCUAAUUUGAUGGACUAUGGGCUCUUUGAACUCCAUCCCGGUUUAUCUCAGAGAAGUUACAGCCGUGGCGAAGCCAAGAUAAGAAGGCUGCAGAAUAGCGGUGUUACGUCGGACGAGGACGUCUCCGUCAUUGGAUCACCGAGCAUCCGACGUCGUUUAGGAUCGUGUUCUGGCGGUCCCGAUCAACAAUCUACCAAAGAAGAUACAUACUCACCAGACGUCACGCCGAACGGCACGCUUCGUCGGCGCAGGAGUAGAAUACCUUGCGAGGAUGACGACGGAAAUUUGAUGGACUUCUUACGAACGUCUGGACAGGAUAAUACCCGGGAGAGAAAAUCAUGGGGAAGUUUAGAUCGAUCAUGGGCACGGAGAGCACGCGGACAGUCGCGAAGAGGGGAUCUGCUAAACGCUGAUUUUUCGGGAGAUCGGGAACGGCCGAACUCGCCGUCUCCUCUUGCGGAGAGCAAACCAUUUUUGCAAGAGGAGGAAGCGAAACCAACCGGGAAAGCUUGGCGACAAAAGAUCGAAGCUUGGCUUUCGGAGAACGAGAAGGAGGAUCGUGCGGGCGAGCAACUUCAAAGAAGAGCGAAGCAAUUGCAUCAAGCGAAUCGACGGUCCUUCGAAGACUCGGAAAGCGAAGGCAAGAGCCCGAUGAACAACACUUUGACGGAAGACCAAACCAUGCUCGAAGGAGGAGGGUUCUCCGAAGUUUACGACUGGCGACCGUCUGUCGAGAAAACGGACGUGAUGCGUACGAUGGAGGCCAUUGAAGAAGCUCAACCGCUAUCGUCUCAAGACAAGUCUCCCUGGCGAAAAUCGAGCUUGAACGUACCAAAUAGUACGGAAGAGGGUGAUCCGCGUUAUUCCCGUAGAUUUAGAUCGAGGCAUAGCACGGAGAACGCUCUCAUGCCGAGCACUCUGCAGGCGAUCAGAGAAGAGGAUAGAAGGAAAAACAAAGUCAAUGACGCGAUAAAUUUAGAUACUCAGGACGAGUUAACAAUCUAUCUCCGGCAGCCGUACACCGGAACGCAAGCGCCUGCGACUCGGCGAUUCUCUAAGCUCGGCAGAAAGGCCACGGAUGAGGAAAGAGUCAGCGAUAAGAUCGAGAUCGAUUCGGACAAUAUUGAGACGCCACCAGCAACCAGACGGUUGUUCAGUCCGCCGAAGGAGGUGAAACCUGUGGAGAAGGAACCCUGUAAAAGGGAACGUUGCAGCAGCUCCCUCCAGAAUCGAGAAGCAAAGACUGCGAUAUUGAAGCCGAUUAGCCCCACGGAUCUUGGUACUGGUAAUUUUGAUAGGUACUCGGCGACGCGACGGACUCGCAGAUACAAGAAAAGUCAAGAUCCUACUGGAGGGGAUAAAGACAAGUCAGACGUGUCGAAUCUCGAAAUGAUUUACGACGAAAAAUCGACGGUGCAACGGCCUAAUACUUUAGCUCUGACCAAUGAGGAAAUUUGUCACGAGGACGCGGACGCCAUGCUGCGCGUCUGGCAAGAUAAGCUGAAGCGACGGGACUCUGCCUCGCCGUCGUUGUCGCGCGACAUUGAUGCCGCGUUAGCGGAAAUCGCGCGUUCCGGCGAGGACCUUCAGCAUCUGUCGCGUUCAGCGUCGACAACGUCGACAGCGACGACGACCAUAACGGCUCACAGAAAUUCGCGUCUUCCGGUCAGUCAACCACCGCCAGUGGUGGCGGUGACCAAUACCGUAUUAAGUCCAGUGAUGCAGGAGUCGCGGCCGCGCGAGCCUGUUGCGGUGCUCGCCGAACGGGCGGUAACGAGUCGCGAGCGUCAUCGAAGCAUGAUCGAUCCAAGUCAGGUGAAGGAAGCGGUUCGUUUGACCAGCAACCCACCUAGUCAAGUGAAUCAGGAUCAGGAAAUUAUCAAUAGCUUCUCACGAAAUGGAAGCUCGCCACGCGAUCGAAAAAGUGAGCAGAACGAAGCGUCCAAGAUCGUAGAAGAAGAAAAGCGCGCGGAUCUCAAGUCCGUCGAGGUUACGAGAGAGCUCGAGAAGGAUGAUGAUCCGCGCGAUGAUCGGCCGACGACUCGGCAGAACUCCAUGUUCCGCAGUCGAUUUAUCCCCGAUAUAAGUGUGACAUCGUCUCCGCUGCUGCCGCCGCCACCGCCGUCAUCUGGCAAGAGCAGAGAUCAGGAGUUGAACGACGAGGGCUUCGAAGAGACGCAAAGCCUCGUGUCGGAGACCUUGAGCCAGGAAACGUCCUCGGGCAAUUACGAAACGGACACGCAUGACUCGACGCGAUGCUCGCCGGCGGAAUUAGGCGGUUACGGCGGCGAACAGCGUCGACGCAGCGCCAUCACGGUGGUGGUCGACAGUGAGCUGGACGGUCGAAGAUUAUCCGUCGACAAAUUGCUCAAGUCGACUUCCGACAAACCAUUCGACAAGAAGACGACCGCGAGGAAUGCAUCGGAAAAAUCCAGCUUCUUGCCGAAGCGCACUGCCAGCGCAAAAUGCGAGUCCACCGUGUUGAGGAAGACUGACUCUUUGAAAAGAACCUCGAACGUUGUCCCAUUGAGCGACACGGGAACGUCGAGGAGCGAAGUACAACGUUCCGGUUCCAGGAGCAGCCUGCGCAGCUCACGGAGCUCGCUGAACAGCGCGACGUCCGUCAACACGGUGCGGAAUCUGGCCGCGAAUCACGCGCAUCUGCGGAGCUAUACUUCGGCCAUCAGAGCGCUGACUAAUGAUUUGAGAAAGAGCAGCAGUCCGUCCAAUAGUCCACUGCCGUCGAAAGACGGAGUCGACAAGAGACGACAGAGUCCUCGUCAAAUUGCUGUCAGCAGGAUACCUGCCAGCAGAAGCAGCAGCAGCGGCAGCAGCGUUGGACCAGCGAUGAGGAACGUUAGAAAAGCACCCGAGAUGGUGCCUGGCAUGCCAAAGGUGACAAGAGGCCGGCCGAUCGCCUCGCGUAGCAGUAGCAGCGGAAGCAGCGUCGGUCGACAGUCAAUCUUAGGAAAUCGACCUCUUUCCGGUGAUAAGAUGUCCGCAACGAAGAGCAGAUUGAUGCAGCCGCGAGUCAGCUCUAAGAGUCACAGCUUUAUGAGGCCUACGGCCGCCAGCGUCAACAAGGGUUCUACACCAAACUUGCCGAAAAGCAUGGUCAAAGUUAUGGUCAAGUGAUAACUCUUAUUGAUAAAGAAGGAAAUUGCAUCCGCUGUCAAAAAUUUAAACUCAAAAAGAAUUCAUACAUUUAACAAUCGCAUUAGAAUUAACAAACCGUUAACGUUUACGCAAGAUAAGCUGAAUCCGGGAGUCUGACAGUUGAUACUAAAGCUGUAGCUGUAAGGACAAUAAUUUCAACGGACAGCUCGAAAGUGUUGAUAGUUUUAUCGUAAGAUAGACCUGCAAGAUUAGAUAAUGAAAAUUGUUCUCGCUUAUUACGUCAUUUCUCUCAUAAUUGUUAAACCAAAAUAAGUAAGACUAUUAUCAUGUCUCUAGCUAUACGUCGUUAUCAUACCAAAUAACGUGAGUGCCCGGAUAAGAGGAAAAUAAUCAAAUUUUUCUAGUUUUAUCGCGCGCGACGCCCACGUUAUAUGAUUAAGGAAACUUUAAGGGGAACGCCCCAAUCUUUAUAUCUGGCGCCAAAUUGAGGAAGUUUCCCUUUCAGUAGCCUAGAAAACAUAUUUAUAUGAAGUAUAUGUAACAUACUCGAAUAAUGUGCAUGUACGAUAUAUUAUAUAAUUCUUACCGUUAACAAAGAUAAAUAUAUUGUAGAAUAUAUGUCCGACAAAUAAAUUAACAUAUUACAUGAUAA
This is a messenger RNA of Solenopsis invicta (red fire ant), 6275 nucleotides long. RefSeq lists its product as uncharacterized. The coding region runs from base 206 to 5641 and encodes 1811 amino acids. Gene Ontology annotation, molecular function: actin binding. The transcript is spliced from 26 exons. The record is from RefSeq and is a predicted model, not a curated record. NCBI's taxonomy places the organism in Eukaryota, Metazoa, Arthropoda, Insecta, Hymenoptera, Formicidae. Gene Ontology annotation, biological process: cellular component organization.